AUGGUGAUCCUUCCAGCUUGUCCCGGUCUUAAGGUUGAGGUUGCCGUUGCCGGACAAGCGCUGAAAGAGCACGACGACAAUUACGAGACCAACGCAAAGCCGAAGACGGUUACGAAAUACGUUGAGGCGGUAUCCGGUGCUAACUUCGAAAUUGCCAUAUCCUUUGAGAAGCCGUUUCCGGACAAACAUGCCGUCAGGGCAAUCGUCUACGUCGAUGGUGAAGAUGUGGCUAGACCUAUUAUUCGCGAAAGCGCAUUGCUCAAAAGGACCCGUAAGAUUCAGGGCGCAACUCUCCGGGUUGAGGGAAAAAGAGUCCUACGCAAGUUCCGGUUCUCCAAGCUGAACGUGGACCAGUCCGACAAUGAUUCCAUGGUGGAGAAGGGAAGCCUUUCAGUUGGCCAAAUAACCGUUGCCUUGAAUUACAUCAACAACGUGAGAAAGUCGAAGAAGAAAUCAGAUCACCGAAUCCUGCUCGACUCAAGAAUCGAUGCCUUACCAGCAAAGGAUGUUGGCGCAAGUGCACUUUCGCAUUACGCGAGUCUCGAAGAGCCCAAGCCUGUCGGCGGCAGCUUCUUCAAAUUUGACACGGUCGAGAAAGAGCCAUUUGCCACCUUCAACUUCAUUUACCGCUCCCUUGCGGGAUUGAAAAGCCUCUGCAUUGUCCCACGCACCCCAAGUCCCACUCCGCCCCUCCUUCCAACCCCACUGCCGAAUGCAAACCCAAUUCCAAUCACAAGGGUUGCAACUGCACCAAGCAGCCGCUGGACAGCGCUUACUCCGAAUGCCAUGCACGCCCUUCUCAACCACUACACUGGUCGGAAGAGCAAUUGGGCAGGAUUAGGUCGACAAGCGUUGGAGGCUCUUCUAGACCAUUAUAGCGAGCAAGACGCAAAGACGCGUAAUAGCGACAUGGACGUGAAGCGCGAGCGUGUGGACGAUUUCGAGAUCAAGGAUGAGGAAGGCGAGUUGACCGUGGUGGAAGAGCGGAACGCGAAACGGCGGCGUCUUCCCGCGAAGAAGAACACGGUGAUCGAACUUGAUUAAACGGGCGAUCGGAGCGCAGAGGCGCUGACUCCAUUGGAAGGAGAGCGUCUAUCCGCCAUUCGAUGCCGCCAUGGAUCCAAACUCGCCUUGCGCGGCGUUGUAAUUGGGGCGCACCAUGGGACGCAUGGCAGCUCCGGGCAGAU
This is a messenger RNA of Trematosphaeria pertusa, 1187 nucleotides long. RefSeq lists its product as uncharacterized. The coding region runs from base 1 to 1044 and encodes 347 amino acids. The record is from RefSeq and is a predicted model, not a curated record. Lineage: Eukaryota; Fungi; Ascomycota; Dothideomycetes; Pleosporales; Trematosphaeriaceae. The transcript is spliced from 5 exons.